AUGGCGGGAAUCAACUACGCCAGAUGGGACCACCUCGACAGCAGCAGCGACGAAGAGAGCUUCUCGCCGCCCACUCCGCCAACCUCCCCACGGCGACCGAUACGGCCAAGCAGUUUCGUGCAGCAGGACCGGCCUCUCCCGUGCAACGAAGAGCUUCGUGCCCAAGUCCUUCGGGAAGAGGAGGAACUGGCCGCCUUCGUGCAACGCAACCCCUGCCCUUCGGAGAAUACCAUGAAGGCUUGGCUUCGCAACGCGGCACAUCAGGAAGGCCCGCCGGAUGAAGGUUCCCAAACUUUCUCGCAGCUCAUGAGGCACAUGGGCUGGACACCCAAGAAGCUGGGCUGGUUCGACUACCCUUCCUUCCGUGUCUUGUGGGAAUCCGCGGGCCGGAGAUGCCCAGGAGCUUUUCUGGACCAGCGCCGCGCGGGCAGGGAGCUCUACGAACAAGGAGGUCGCGAGUGCAUGCAGUUCCAUUACUAUGCCCUGCACUAUGCCAUGUGCGGUGACUCCGUCCUUCACGGCAUCAACAAGCCCCUGCCCGUCUACGGAUUCGCAAGCCACCUGGGGAAAGUAUGGGAUGGCAUCGGAUCUUGGCUGGCAUGA
Messenger RNA from Symbiodinium sp. CCMP2456, 603 nucleotides. Lineage: Eukaryota; Dinophyceae; Suessiales; Symbiodiniaceae. The record is from the annotation of a GenBank genome assembly.